Molecule: messenger RNA, 4205 nt
Organism: Diceros bicornis minor
Lineage: Eukaryota; Metazoa; Chordata; Mammalia; Perissodactyla; Rhinocerotidae
Gene: NRBP2
Product: nuclear receptor binding protein 2
Exons: 17
Coding region: 98-1642 (514 amino acids)
Biological process (GO): endoplasmic reticulum to Golgi vesicle-mediated transport; intracellular signal transduction; protein phosphorylation
Cellular component (GO): endomembrane system; cytoplasm
Molecular function (GO): protein serine/threonine kinase activity; ATP binding
Source: RefSeq, a predicted model, not a curated record
CCCGGCUAGGCGUCUGGACGCCGGGCCAGGGCGGGCGGGGAGCGGCGGCGCGGGGCAGCGGAUCGCGCGGAGGGCGGCGGCCUCGGCCCGCCGAGCCAUGGCGGCCCCGGAGCCGGCGCCGAGGCGGGGCCGGGAGCGGGAGCGGGAGGACGAGAGCGAGGACGAGAGCGACAUCCUGGAGGAGAGCCCGUGCGGCCGCUGGCAGAAGCGGCGGGAGCAGGUGAACCAGGGGAACAUGCCAGGGGUCCAGAGCACCUUCCUGGCCAUGGACACGGAGGAGGGGGUGGAGGUGGUUUGGAAUGAGUUGCACUUCGGCGACAGGAAGGCCUUUGCCGCGCACGAGGAGAAGAUCCAGACCAUGUUUGAGCAGCUGGCCCUAGUGGACCACCCUAACAUCGUCAAGCUGCACAAGUACUGGCUGGAUGCCUCUGAGGCCCAUGCGCGGGUCAUCUUCAUCACAGAGUAUGUGUCCUCGGGCAGCCUCAAGCAAUUCCUCAAAAAGACCAAGAAGAACCACAAAGCCAUGAACGCCCGGGCCUGGAAGCGCUGGUGCACGCAGAUCCUGUCCGCGCUCAGCUUUCUGCAUGCCUGCAGUCCCCCCAUCAUCCACGGGAACCUGACCAGUGAUACCAUCUUCAUACAGCACAACGGCCUCAUCAAGAUCGGCUCUGUGUGGCACCGCAUCUUCUCCAAUGCACUUCCGGUCGAUCUUCGAAGCCCCAUCCGCGCGGAGCGCGAGGAACCGCGGAACCUGCACUUCUUCCCGCCAGAGUACGGCGAGGUUGCUGAUGGCACUGCUGUGGACAUCUUUUCCUUUGGGAUGUGUGCACUGGAGAUGGCUGUGCUGGAGAUCCAAGCCAACGGGGACACCCGGGUCACAGAGGAGGCCAUUGCUCGGGCCAGGCACUCGCUAAGCGACCCCAACAUGCGGGAGUUCAUCCUCUCCUGCCUGGCCCGGGACCCCGCCCGCCGGCCCUCUGCCCACAACCUUCUGUUCCACCGCGUGCUCUUCGAAGUGCACUCGCUGAAGCUCCUGGCAGCUCACUCCUUCAUCCAGCACCAGUGUGAGGACCUCAUGCCUGAGAAUGUGGUGGAGGAAAAGACCAAAGCGUUGGACUUGCAGGCAGUCCUGGCAGAGAUCCCCCGGCCCCCGCGGCAGUGGCGGUACUCGGAGGUCUCCUGCUUGGAGCUGGACAAAUUCCUGGAGGAUGUCAGGAAUGGGAUCUACCCUCUGAUGAACUUUGCUGCUGCUCGGCCCCUGGGGCUGCCCCGUGUGCUGGCCCCACUCCCCGAGGAGGCCCAGAAGGCCAAGACUCCAACACCAGAACCCUUUGACUCAGAGACCAGAAAGGUGAUCCAGAUGCAGUGUAACCUGGAGAGAAGCGAGGACAAGGCGCCCUGGCAUCUCACUCUGCUUCUGGUGAUGGAGGACCGGCUGCACCGGCAGCUCACUUACGACCUGCUCCCAAGACGACCGGACGAAGCUGGCCGCCUUCCUGGAGAGCACCUUCCUCAAGUACCGCGGAGCUCAGCCUUGACCGCACCCCAGCCCCUGGAGACCAGCCGUGCCUGCCCACAGGGGGAAGCUCAGCAUUGGCCCGGGGUGGGAGAACCAGGGGCCGCCUUCUGCCUGCAUGCCUAGGAGCUAAUGACCAGAGGCCUGCUAGUGAGGAACCUCUGCUUCCACAGCUUCGGAGGAGCCCUGGGGUGGGGGUGGAGGGAGUGGUUAUGCCCUACGUCCUUAGGAUCAGGAUUCCCCCACCCAGCCUGCUUCCACAACUCAGCAUCCCUUCCCAUAUCCUCCAUUUCCUGGCCAAGAGUCCCCCCUGCCUACCCCCCCAAGCUAUCUGGUCAGUGACUGAGCCCUCAGCAUGGGGGAGGAGGCCUGGCAGGGAGCCACAGUGCUGGGACAUGGGAGUCAGCCCAGGACAGAUGUCUGCCCAGGGAAAUGCUCCAUCCUGGGUUGGUACCACAGACCCACACAAGGAACCCCCACCUCAUGCCAGUGGUGAAGCAUCUGCAGGUGUCAGGCAUGGCGCUGGGUGCUGGGCAGGCCCCUGACCUGGCGGGAGAAGCAGGCAGCAGAGACAAGAGUCCAAGAAGCUCAAGUUCCCAGCUCCAUGUGGCUCUUUCACCCCACCCUCCAUCCAAUGCAGACCUGCUCUGGAGCCCCUCUCUGACUUUCUGCUGCUCCGAGACCAGGACCUGCUGCCUCCUCUGCAGACACUCUUCUGGCCCCUGCCACCCCCUCCAAAGGGCUAUGUUCUCUCCUGCAUCCCCUGGGCUGGAGAGGUCGGGGUCAGGUGUCCACCCUGCUCCUCACUGCGCCUCCUCUCAAACUCACCACCUCCCGCAUCCCCUCCCUCACCUCCCCGUGGCAGCUGCCUCCUGGGGUCCCUGUCUCUCCCACUCAACUCCCUUCCCACCCCCCCCCCCUCAGUCCUUGAUUCUCUUGGAUCACCUCUCCUCCAUUUUCAAAUUUAGUUAAACACUCUUGAACACUUUAAAUUGCAUGUAUAAAUUUAGUGCCUUCAGGUUUCUUUUUAAGCAUUUCAAAUGUCAAACCAGGAAAUGUCACCACUGUAUUAGUUCUCUGUUGCUGCUAUAAGACUUUACCACCAACUUAUUGGCUUAAAACAACACAGACUUACAGUUCUGUAGGUUGGAAGUCUGGUACAGGUCUCACCAGGCUAAAAUCAAGGUGUCAGCAGGGCUGCAUUCCUUCCUGGAGGUUCUAGGGGAGAACCGUUUCCUGCUCCUUCAGGUUGUUGGCCUGCAGGUGUGAGGCAGGGUGCUGGGCGCUGGGCAGGAAUUCAUUUCCUUGCAGUGGUAGAGCUGAGGUCCCCAUUUUCUUGCCUGCUAUAAACUGAAGGCUGUUCUCAGCUUCUAGAGGCUGCUGCAUUCCUUGGGUCAUGGCCCCAUCCUCCAUCUUCAAAGCCAGCAACGUUGGGUUGUCUUUCUUAUGAACCAUCUGUCUGGCUUUCUGCAGCCCAGAAAGCUUCAUGAUUAGGUUAGGUCCACCUGGAUAAUCCAGGACAAUCUCCCCAUAUCAAGGUCCUUAAUCACAUCUGCAGAAUACCUUUUGCCAUGCAAAGUAACAUUCACAGGAUCAGAGGGUUAGGUCAUGGACAUCUAUUGCGGGGGGGGGGGGGGUCAUUAUUCCACCUACCACACCACCCUAACCAAAAACCAAAACAAAACAAAUUUACCAACACAUAUCUAAUAAAUUAAAUGUAAAAAUAUAGUGAAUCUCAAGUUAUCUUAAACAUCCCAGUACUCUUUACAAAAUUAUUCAAAUUCUUACACUUUUCAACUUAAAAUUACAAAUCUAAAAUAACUUACAUGUCUAGCUGGAAAUCCUGAUGCUAAGAUGUCUGAUUCUGCAUCGUCUUAAACAGUUUGCGUGUCAAAUGCAUAACAGAUUGUGUACCAAUGAUUAAACUGAACUCAAAAUUGUGGAUACCACCAUUGCUUCAUUUAAUUGUGCCUACAUUGAGGUUUUCAUUUUAACUUUUAUCUUUUCAAAGGGGUAUACAUAUUAUUUUAAAAAUGGAAUGAAUUUUUUUAGGCCAAUAAUAAAUAAAUAAUAAAUACAGUCUCCAACCAUGAUCCUUUCCAAAUGCAACUCUCUUAGCUGUUUCUUCAGGCACUUAAAAUUCAUGUUUCAAAAAACGACAUACAUGCUUUUACUCCUUUUUAUUGGUUUUUCUACAUUAGGUGUCCCCUGCUGGCAUCCUCUGGGGGAAGGGGAGUCACUGGUCUCAAUCCCUUGACCCAGCAUCAUCCCAGUGUGAAGGGUAUUAUAGCUUCAUCACCACAGGUCUCAGCAGAGAACAAGGUGUCCUAGAAUUAUAUUUGCUUUCUUGCACAACUUUUUGUUUUUCCUGGGGUUAAUAAUUGCUUUUUUUUUAAUUUGCUUAGUUUUCUAUACAUUUCUCAUUAAUUCAUCCUUAGAUUCUCUUGCAGAAGUGUGAACGUCCUCUCAAUACUUGAGAUUCCUUGCACAAUUGACUGUUCAGUUUAAUCUUUUCCUAGAGCCCCCACCAUGCCCACUGUCUGCCCCAGGCUGCUUGUUCUUGGGCCUGUGGCCCAGCUAUCAGCAUGAGUUACUCCUUCACCAGCAUCCUGGAGCACCUCCUUUCUCUUGUCUCUGGAUCCCACACUUUCCUCAUUCGCCCUCUGUUUGAGGAGGAACAACCUCCAAG